CGCCAUUACAGCGUGUUGGGUUGGUCUACAGCAGCGUCGCUGGGCUCCCUCUUCAAGAAAUCUGGGACACGUUUUGACACCGACCGCCAAGCAUGGCUCUCUGUGGUAACUGAAUAGCUAGUGUAAUUUGACACUUCAACUUGCCGUGCUCUACGGUAGUUGAUUCAGUCAGUCACUCACGUCGUUUUUUGGGGGAUCUCGUGUCGCCUUUGUGAAGUGGAAAGGAGCACCGUAAACACGAGGGUUUUGGAGAACUAAAACGGACCGUCCCGGACGUCUGAUUCACAAAACGGCUUCCUGCGAGAGGGCGAGGGAGAGACCCACCCACCGUGAAUACAUGGAGGGGCGGGGGAGGGGGUGGUGACCACAGCAGCAGUGCGGCGGGGGUCCACGUUCACGCAGACCCACUCCCCUAUUGGAAGAGACAACCGAGAAACGAGUUGGGCCUACGAGAAACCACAGGCACAUCCUCAUCUACUGAACAGAGGACCCCUUUAAUGGCUUUCCGGUAGCGCCUCCACCUCAUCAAGAUGAACACGCUACCCUCCAUGGACCGACACAUCCAGCAGACCAAUGACAGGCUGCUGUGCAUCAAACAGCACUUACAGAACCCGGCCAACUUCCAGACAGCCGCCACAGAGCUGUUGGACUGGUGUGGGGAUCCCCGGGCCUUCCAGAGGCCCUUUGAGCAAAGCCUCAUGGGCUGCCUGACGGUGGUGAGUCGGGUGGCCGCCCAGCAGGGCUACGACCUGGACCUGGGCUACCGGUUGCUAGCGGUGUGCGCCGCCAACAGAGACAAAUUCACCCCAAAGUCCGCAGCCCUGCUGUCGUCGUGGUGCGAGGAGCUGGGUCGCCUCCUCCUGCUGCGGCACCAGAAGAACCGUCAGAACGAGCCCCAGGGGCCCCAUAAAGGGCCCCUGCAUCCCCAGCCCAGUAUGAACAGCAUGAAGCCGGGCCUCACGCACAGCGAUGGGUCCUUUCCCUACGACUCGGGCCCCUGGCAACAGAACACAAACCAGGCCCCCGGCUCGGUUUCCGUCGUCACCACAGUGUGGGGUGUGACCAACACGUCGCAGAGUCAGGUGCUGGCCAACCACAUGGCGAACAGCAACAACCCCAUGAACCAGGGGGGCAACCCCAUGAACGCCGGCAUGGGGGGCAGCGGGCCGGGGCUCAACCCGCAGCAGUUCAGCGCUCAGCAGCAGCAGCAGUUCGCUGCCAAGGGGGGCCCCAAUCAGCAGUACAUGCAGCAGGGCAUGUACGGCCGGCCUGGGUACCCUGGGGGGCCUGGGGGAUACGGCCAAGGUUACCCGGGGGGCCCCAACGGCGGUCCGGGCGGGAUGGGCAUGGUCCCUCACUCACGCUCACCGGGCGACUUCACCCAACCGGCCGCUGCUGCCGCUGCCGCCGCCGUCGCCGCCGCUGCCGCCACGGCAACGGCCACGGCGACGGCCACCGUGGCCGCUCUUCAGGAGAGCCACAACAAGGACAUGAACCAGUAUGGCCAGAUGUGCUCCUCAUUUCAGAUGGGCCCUCAACAGUCCUACAACAGCCAGUUCAUGGGCCCGCGAGGCCCUCCCGGAGGCAUGAAUCCGGCCAACAUGGGGUCGCCCAUGAACCCCAACAUGAACGGCCCCCCCAUGGGCAUGAACCAAACUCGAGCGCCAGGCAUGAGCCCCUUCGGCCCUCACGGCCAACGGAUGCCCCAGCAAGGCUACCCCGGAGGACCCAGGCCGGGCAUGCAGAUGCAGGGCAUGAAGAGAGCGUAUCCUGGAGAGGCCAGCUACGGAGGUCAACAGUACGGGCCCAACGGUCAGUUCCCUCCUCAGCAGGGCCAGUACCCCCCGUCCAACGCCUCCAGACCCCUGCCCUCUCCCAACUACCCCGGCCAGAGGAUGCCAGGGCAGCCGGGCCAGGGACAGUACCCCCCCGGGAUGCCCAUGGGCCAGUACUACAAGCAAGAGCAAUUCAACGGUCAAAGUCCUAACUUCCCUGGAGGCGGAUUCUCUUACAGCCAAGGCAACGGGCCCUCGCGACCGGGCAACUACCCCCACUCCCCUGUCCCGGGUAACCCAACACCGCCCAUGACCCCGGGAAGUACCAUCCCCCCUUACCUAUCCCCCAACCCGGACGUCAAGCCCCAGUUCCCCCCCGACAUGAAACCAAAUAUGACAGCACUUCCUCUUCCGCCUGGCAACCCCAACGAGGAGCUGCGGCUGACCUUCCCAGUGAGGGACGGGGUGGUGCUGGAGCCCUUCAGGCUGGAGCACAACCUGGCCGUCAGCAACCACGUCUUCCACCUGCGGCCCUCCGUGCACCAGACACUCAUGUGGAGGUCGGACCUGGAACUGCAGUUCAAGUGCUACCACCACGAGGACCGGCAGAUGAACACCAACUGGCCGGCGUCCGUACAGGUCAGCGUCAACGCCACGCCCCUCACCAUCGAGAGGGGCGACAACAAGACUUCCCACAAGCCCUUGCACUUGAAGCAUGUCUGUCAGCCUGGGAGGAACACCAUCCAGAUCACGGUCACCGCCUGUUGCUGUUCCCACCUGUUUGUGCUGCAACUGGUCCACAGACCAUCUGUGCGCUCAGUCCUCCAGGGUCUGUUGAAGAAGAGGCUUCUACCGGCAGAACAUUGCAUCACCAAAAUCAAGAGGAACUUCAGCAGUGUCGCUGCCUCUGCAGGCAACGCCACCCUGAACGGGGAAGACGGCGUGGAGCAGACAGCCAUUAAAGUCUCCCUCAAAUGCCCCGUCACCUUCAGACGCAUCCAGCUGCCGGCGCGCGGACACGACUGCAAACACGUCCAGUGUUUUGAUUUGGAGUCCUACCUGCAGCUCAACUGUGAGAGAGGAACGUGGAGGUGUCCUGUAUGCAAUAAAACGGCGUUGUUGGAAGGCCUGGAGGUGGAUCAGUACAUGUGGGGUAUCCUGAACGCCAUCCAGAAUUCUGAAUUUGAGGAGGUCACCAUCGACCCCACCUGCAGCUGGAGACCGGUGCCCAUCAAGUCGGAGCUGCACAUCAAGGAGGACCCCGACGGGCCCCUGGCCAAACGCUUCAAGACCAUGAGCCCCAGCCAGAUGACCAUGCCCAACGUGGUGGAGAUGAUCGCCCAGCUGGGGCCUGGUUCCGGACCGGGUCCCGGCUCUGGACCCGGGUCUGGUGUAGGCCUCGGACAUGGUGGUCCCGGUUCUGGUCCGAGCCCCUACCAGUCUCAUCCUGGUCCACAUGGCGGGGGAGACUACGCUGGACCAGGCAACGGUUUCCACGGUCACGGGAACUUUGACUUCCCCCACGGUAAUCCCUCAGGUGGGGGAGGUGGAGGAGGACCGGGUACAGGAGGAGGGGGAGGGGGAGGCCCCCCUAUGAGUGACUUCAUGCACGCCCCCCAGCUCUCCCAUCCCCCGGACGCCCCUGGUGGUCUGAUGUCCCAGGACAAGCCCCUCAACCAUGGGAUGUCCGACUCACCUCGAUCUCACUUUUCCUCUCUCUCCCCUCACCUUCAGAUGUCCCAUCCCGACCACUCCCACAAUGCCAUUCAGCAGGGCAUGCACAUGUCUCCGCACCACGUGCACCAAUCGGGGCAGUCGUUGCAUCACGGCGGCCAACCGGGGCAGUCGUUGCAUCAUGGCGGCCAAUCGGGGCAGCCGCCUCGCCAGUCGUCGCAGCCCCAGUCCCAGCAUAGCGGGCCUCAGCAGCAGCAGAACAGUCACCCCCACAGCGAUCUGAAUUUUAACCCCUCUUCGGAUGGGCCAAUGGGGCAGGGAGCCCAGGACAUGCCCGAGCCCUCCCUGGAUCUGCUUCCAGAGCUGGCCAACCCUGACGAGUUGCUCUCCUACUUGGACCCUCCUGACCUUCCGACCAAUAGCAAUGAUGAUCUCCUGUCCCUCUUUGAGAACAACUAGCCCCAACGACUAUACCUUUUCCCCAUUGAAACCGUCCCCCACACAGGGUGUCAUGACGGUUGCGCGAAAAGUGUGUGUGUGUGUGUGUGUGUGUGGGUGUUUUCUGUCAAUAGACACUCCGACUAACCUCUGACCUCACACGGGUCGGACAGCUCCCUAUGCAUGCGAAUGCGCAUAUAAACACACACACACGCACACAAACUUGACUGUCGUCUUUGCAAACGGAUGUGUUUGAUAGGAACUUGUCUCACGCAAAGAUCUUCGUCGGGAAGUGUGUGGGAAUCGAUAAGAAGCCCCCCCCCCCCCCCCCCCCCCGCCCUCCUCCUCCUCACCUUUUCAGUGUAAAGACCCCCAACCCACAUCUCCAAUGCUUCUGAUUUUUAAACAACACCCACACCACGGCCAUGUUGGCUGGCACUAAAAUUGAUAUUAUAUAUCCAUAUAUGAUAUCUAUAUUGACUAUUUGAUGACUACAAACUGUGCAGAUAUAAUCAUUUCAUUUGUAAACAACACAGAGGAGAACCCUUUGGAAAUAGGAAGGAAAAAAAAAGUGUUGUAGCUUUUUAAUUAUGUAUUUCCUUUUUGUGAAAGAGUGAAAAUGAAAGAAGUGAAAGAAAAAAAAAGAUUUUAAAGAAUUACAGGAGAAACAUUGUUUUUAUCCUAUCUGAAACGAGUUCUUCCAAGACGUUGGCACAGGCCGUGACCUUUGAACCCUGACUUCCUGGGAGGGGUUUGUGACGCUUUGUCACGGACAUCUCCUUGCUAACUGGACCUCAACACAGGACCUCUUCACACUCACAGCACUAGAAAGAUAAGCUAAAAUGUCCUCUGGUGUCAACACAGAAGCACGCUGUCCCAAGGUACAGUUUUUGCAGUCUAACAGGUGUGUACGCAAAGAUUUUGUAUGUGUGUGUGUGUGUAGGGAUGUGUGUGUACAAAUGCAUGUAUUUGUGUGCGCCCACCUGUGUGCGUAUAUGAGCGGAUGUGUGUGUACAAAUGCAUCUGUUUUUGUGGGCACCUGUGUCUGUUUAUGGAUGCAUGAAUUUUGGGUGCGCACCUGAUUGUGUGUGUUUGUGUACAGAUGUGUGUAUGAAUGCAAAUGUCUGUAUAGAUGUGUGUGUGUGUGUUUGUAUGAAGGCAUGUGUGUGUACAGAUGUGUGCGUGUGUGUGUGUGUACGAUUGAAUGUGUUUGUAUGAGUGUAUGUGUCCGUGUGCUUGCGUGCGUGCGUGUUUGUUUGUGUGUGUGUGUGUGUGUGCAUACCUGUGUAUGUGUUUGUGUGCACUUUAGUUUCCUUAGGUGCGUAUGUGAAUUUCAGCAGGCAAAGAAAACAGAAUUGGAAAAAUAAAAGGGAAAUCAUACAAAGAUGGACGUGACAACAAAAUCCACUCUAAUGGGUCUGGUCUUAGUGCAUUAGUCCCUUCUGGUCCGGCCCCUGUAUCUUUAGUUUUGUUGUUGAUAUUUAUUGUGAUGUUUUGUCGUCCCCUCAUUAAAUUGAGUCCCCCACUUUGUUCUAAAGUGCACGUGUGCCAACAGUUCCCUGCUUUUUGUCUCUUUGUACUAAACAUGCUUCAUCCUUUCCUGGUCCACUUAUCUUCUUAUGUACCCUUCAUAUUUAUAACUUCCACCUCAAUCUCUGUUUCCAUUUUUUUUCUCAUGUCCCAUAUCACACACUUCAAUGUAUUCAGAUACACAGCCCUAAAAGUUAUGCAGUGCUUUUUAAAUUUAGGUUCAGCCUGGAUCGUGUUUGUUUACGUUAUCGUUAUAAGUACAGAUCGUGCAGUUACAACAUCCUGCUAACAUUACGUUUGGUCCGUGCAAACUCUUGAUAACAAGAGGAAUAAAUUACGAAAGGACACAAUUAUGUGAAAUUGCUUUGGCAUUGAUCUAUCUGCGAUUGCACUCCCUGGCGCACCCACACUUGCAAGAGGGAGUAUUCACUGUAAUCCUUCCACAGCAUCCAUACAAUCAGAUGGAGAGCUUCAGUUCAGUUGGGUUGAAGAGUUUUUGCGUUUCUCUGUUUUUGCUCAAUCUCAGCCUCGAGCGUCAUUGCUGAAAUCUAUCAUGCAUGUAAUUUACUGUAUUUCAUUUAUGUUAAUUUGGAGUGGCAGAUAGUGUCAUGGCCGUCGUUAUUAUUUGAUUUUGUUCGCUGGAUAAUCAACACCUUGGCCACAGAGCCACUGCUUCAGAGCUUCAUGCCUGAAUGCCUCAUUGUUCGUUUUCAUUUUCUUUAAUUUUUUACAAAUGUCUCCUAUUUAAGUUGAAUUCAUACCGCUCUCAUGUUACUGCCACGCUACAUUCUUCCUUUUUAUGAAGGAAUUAACCCAAUUGCGUAACUCUUUUUUUACCUAUCUGUUGCAAAAAAAAUCCAUUUCAUAUAAAAUACUGCCCUGUGAAUUAUUUGUGAUUGUAGCAAAUAAUUAAUGUAAUAUUUUUUACCUGGCUAGUACAAAAAUUUAAAUUUCUCAAGAAAGACAGACUCGCCCACGCAAACACACACACAGAUACAAAUACACACAAAAAGAACUUGAUGGAAAGCGCAUUAUUGUAAUAAUUAAAUCACCUUUACAAACAUACUUUCACUGUCCAUGCCAGCAGAUAUCCCCCUUGUUUCUGUUUAAUUUCCACUGUGACAAUGCAUCAGUUCAAAUAAUUUGUGGACACAUCAAGCAGGACAAAGUAUGAAUUACUUAUAAAAAAUAUUUUUUUUACUUGCUUGUGUUUUAUGUUUGUUUUCAUCAUCCUUAUAUGUCCAAAAUAGCCUGUACAUUUGUUUGAUAUUGAAACAAAUAAUCGUGUGUAUUUUAAGUGAGAAUAUACAGAAUAUUCUGUAAUUUCUUGGCCGGGGAUGAGCUUUUUGAUACUUGUGGAGGGAAAAGUGUGAGGAUUGUUUGUAUUUGUAUCACAUUUUAUAUUGUUUUAACUUUAAAUUAUUAUUUUGUCGAGUGUCUUCUUUUUUGUUUCAAUGAUUGAUUUAAUUUGGUAUGAAUGUAUGCAGUAAAGGAAAUUUAAAUAUUUCUUGUUGACUAGCUUAUCUCAAAAUGGAUAUUUUACUCAUUUAAAUAACAGAACACAACAGUCAAUGUGUGUGUCCUCAGAGUUCGGCGUCUUUCAUGUUUCACAUAUCAUAGUUAAAUCAAUAUGUAUUGGUUUGUUUAUCUGUCUAUCUAUUUGUUUGCACUGCCACAUUUGAUAUAUUAUGAUUCCAUACACAGUGUAUCACAACUUCCAAUUCAACCCUCCACAGGAAAAAAAAUCUAAAAGAUUCAUUUUUGAUGCUCCCUGCCCAGUCACAAAUUGUACAGUUUGGUCUACGUCCUGAAUAUAGAAAACAAGAAAGACAAAAAAGAGAUAUAUUGUAAAAUGAAACAUAAGUCCGGAGAGUUCCCCUCCCUCCCCUCCUAUAUUCGAUCACAGGUUUGGAUGUAGCAAAAAAGAGGGGCGGUCGAUGUACAUAAUGUAAAUGACAAAUAGACACGUUAACGGAAAGUAUUCAUUUUCUCCAGGGGAGGGGGGAGGGGGAGUGUGCAUAGUGUAUCUAGAAUUUGUAAAGCUUGCAUUCUCCUGUCAGACAUUGCGAAUUGAGAGAAUGGAACCAUGUUUGAUGGCGUCUGUGCGGACCACUCUAACCACGCCUGUUCAUUUGUGUAAAAAACUUUAUGUGCCCCCCAAAAUGUUGCGGUGUCGGUGGUGAAGGGGGGCGGGAAACAACCUUUUUUUUCAGUUUGUGUAAUAGUGAACCUCCGUGUACUUCUCUAUUGCCUGUGUACUUUAUAAAGGUGCUACAAAACUAUUCGGAGCCUUUAAAGGUAUAAUUGGGACUCGGGAGACGUGGAGCCAUGAUGUUUGGCGCCUAGACCCAAAUCAAGUUUGUACAAAAUUUUGUCAAAUUUUUAUGCAAUUUGGCAAAAUUUGCUCGAAAAUGUACAAUCUGGAGCCAUUGACACACACGGUGACAGUUUUCUCUUUUGGUUUUUGUACAUUCUGUGUACAAUUAUUUCAUAUUCUAAACUGGUCAGAUAAACAUAUUGUGAUUUUUAGUCUUGCAAAUCUGUAUGUAGUUAGAUGAUGUGACAUCCUAAUAUUUAUCUAAUAAAUAUGUAUUCAGAUGAAACACAAUGUA
Molecule: messenger RNA, 8029 nt
Organism: Gadus morhua (Atlantic cod)
Lineage: Eukaryota; Metazoa; Chordata; Actinopteri; Gadiformes; Gadidae
Gene: zmiz1a
Product: zinc finger, MIZ-type containing 1a
Exons: 24
Coding region: 531-3908 (1125 amino acids)
Biological process (GO): regulation of transcription by RNA polymerase II; protein sumoylation
Cellular component (GO): chromatin
Molecular function (GO): zinc ion binding; SUMO ligase activity
Source: RefSeq, a predicted model, not a curated record